AUGGCGUUUCGGUGUCGAAGCAGCAGCCACUGGACGGCACUGACGGUGACAGCGCUGGUUCUCAUUGCCACAUACUCGCUACCCACCGUACGGUGUCGAUCAGUCAACGUAAACUCACCGAAUCAUCCGCACAGCCGACACCACCGGUCAAACAUAUCGAUCGAAAGCAACUCGAUACAGCGGCUCGAUGCAUCCGGUGGCCACCGGCAGAGUGCUCACGGAGCCGGCAGCUUUAACGGAAUGUCCUCCCAGCCACCGCUGCUGAAGCGCGUCUUCCUGUCCAACCGGACCGUUACCUGUAACGAUGGUUCGCAGGCCGGGUUUUAUCUGCGCAAAUCGCCCGGUUCCCGCCGGUGGGUGGUGUUUUUCGAGGGUGGAUGGCACUGUUACGACCACAAAUCGUGCCGCACGCGGUGGCUCAAGCAGCGCCACCUGAUGACGUCCGUCCAGUGGCCAGAAACGCGAGAUGUUGGGGGCCUUCUUUCCGCAUUGCCAUCGGAAAACCCGUACUGGUACAACGCAAACCACGUGUUUGUGCCGUACUGCAGCAGUGACUCGUGGAGUGGAACAAAGAUUCGUCCCGAUACGCGCGAUGGGUUACGAUUUAUGGGUUCGCUCAUCGUGCGUCAGGUGAUGUCCGAUCUGGUCCCAUUGGGGCUGGGACACUCCCAAGGUGCAGAUCUGUUGAUGGCCGGUUCAUCUGCCGGUGGGCUGGGCGUGAUGCUAAAUCUGGACAAGGUGCGAACCUUCCUACAGAACGAACGAGGUCUGAAAGUAAGCGUACGCGGUGUGAGUGAUUCGGGAUGGUUCCUGGACCGGGAACCGUACACCCCGGGAGCCGUGGCUGCCUCUGAAGCGGUACGGCAGGGCUGGAAAAUGUGGGACGGAGCAUUGCCACAGGCUUGUGUGGCCGAACACUCUACGGAACCGUGGCGUUGCUACUUCGGACAUCGUCUAUACAACACAUUAAAAUCUCCCCUGUUCGUGUUCCAGUGGCUGUUCGACGAGGCACAGAUGCGUGCGGAUAGUGUUGGGGCACCGGUGACACCACAGCAGUGGGACUACAUCCACGAUAUGGGCGGUGCAUUGCGCGAAUCGCUCAACAACGUGUCGGCAGUGUUUGCACCCUCAUGUAUCGGCCAUUCGGUGCUGACCAAGCGCGACUGGAUGAAGAUUAAGAUCGACGACAUCUCGCUGGCGGACGCGUUACGCUGCUGGGAGAAGUCGAACGCGGACGAGCGUCAGUCACAGUGGCGUUCGAUUAACCGAAGCCCACAGAAGCUGCACCGCAAACACAAUGGGGGACGCAGGAAGAACAAACAACAGCAGCAGCAGCAGCAGCAGCAACAGAUCGAUGCGGUUGGUGUGGAAUCUUCUUCGGAGCGGCCGCCACGUCCGAAGCUUACCAAAGAGGAACGAGAGCGACGGCGACAGGAGCGGCGUAAGCGCCAAAACCAGCGCAAACAAAACGGUCCCGGCAAGGCGAACGGUACCGGUACGGGGGACACCACCGGCACGCAACUCGGUUUACCAAAAGUUCCUAAACUAGAACGAAUGCCAAAAAAUAGUACUACCAGCAAACCCACCAUCAAUCAACCGAAGCGUAACAAUCACCGCCAGCAUCCGGCCCAAGCGCAGCAGGACGCGAGCGCCGCCCGGACACCGGUGGCCGCCCUGCUGAACGAACCAACGCCCCCGCAGCACAAGCUGCGGAAUCAGAACAAAAAGCGCCUGAACGGACAUCGGAACCGAAAUCGGAAGGCACGCGGUGGAAACGGUGGUGGCGGUGGCGGCGGCGGUGGCACCGGAGGGGGCCGUAACCGAGCGCCCCAAACGUUGGACAUUGCGGAACCAAAGAAGUGUUCGUUGCGGUUGCUGGAGCGAUGCAGCUGGCCCCAGUGCAAUCACUCCUGUCCGACGCUCACCAACCCGCUGACGGGCGAAGAGAUGAAGUUCCUCGAGCUGUUGGCUUCGUUCGGGCUCGAUAUGGACGCCGUCGCGACGGCGCUCGGUGUCGACAUGCAGACGCUCAACAACAUGGACCAUGCCGAGCUGGUGAAUCUGCUCACGCAGCAGGUGACGUAG
Messenger RNA from Anopheles moucheti, 2085 nucleotides. RefSeq names its product palmitoleoyl-protein carboxylesterase NOTUM (gene Notum). Gene Ontology annotation, molecular function: hydrolase activity. Lineage: Eukaryota; Metazoa; Arthropoda; Insecta; Diptera; Culicidae. The transcript has 5 exons. The coding region runs from base 1 to 2085 and encodes 694 amino acids. The record is from RefSeq and is a predicted model, not a curated record.